This is a messenger RNA of Clarias gariepinus (North African catfish), 2026 nucleotides long. RefSeq names its product zinc finger (CCCH type), RNA-binding motif and serine/arginine rich 2 (gene zrsr2). Gene Ontology annotation, biological process: mRNA splicing, via spliceosome. NCBI's taxonomy places the organism in Eukaryota, Metazoa, Chordata, Actinopteri, Siluriformes, Clariidae. The record is from RefSeq and is a predicted model, not a curated record. The transcript has 11 exons. Gene Ontology annotation, molecular function: pre-mRNA 3'-splice site binding; metal ion binding. Gene Ontology annotation, cellular component: U2AF complex; spliceosomal complex. Bases 68 to 1930 code for a protein of 620 amino acids.
UGUGCGCGUCUACCAUUUUUCUCUCUGAAUGUGUUGUUCUGGGAUUAGCACGAUGAGCUAAACUAAAAUGUUAUCAGCAGAUCCGUGUAAGUGUUCGACAAGUGACCAGGUCCUGGUUAAGAUUUCGGUUAAUUCCACCGAGAAUCAGCAUGAAGUUGCAAAAAUCCAGCAAACUGCUUCACUAAGUGGUAAACAACGACGAGCUUUUCUGAAACGGGAAAGAAGAAAAAGAAAACGUCAAGCUCUUGCUAAACUCAGAGAAUGUGGUGCUUAUCAGACUGAAAAUGAACAAGAUCACAAUGAUGGUGUUGAUGGAAAUGAAAAUGAGGAUGAAGAACAGAGAGAGCGAGAGCAUUUACACCAGGAAUGGCUGGAGAGGGAGCGACUCGCUCAAGAUGAAUUUCAGCUGAGGAAAGAAAAAGAAGAGGCGGCUCAAAGGAAAAAGGAGGAUGAAGAGAGGAUGAUCAGGGAGGAAUGGGAGGAACAGCAGAGAAAGGAAAGAGAACUGCAGGAAAAGAAACAGCAAGAGAAGAGAGACAGAGAGGAAGCUGUACAGAAACUGUUGGAUCAAGCAGAAAGCCAGCUGGAAAAUGGACGUUCUUGGAAAAACCCUGAUGCCCCUUUGGAUUACGGGACAGAAAAGGACAAAGCGAACUGCCCCUUUUUCAUCAAAACCGGGGCCUGCAGAUUUGGAGACAGAUGCUCCCGGAAGCAUGAACACCCAUCAUCAAGCAGCACUCUGAUGGUCCGGGGUAUGUUUGUGACAUUCGCCAUGGAGCAGAGUAGACGCGAUGAUUACGAUACAGACGCAAGUCUCGAGUACAGCGAGGACGAGAUGCGGCAACAGUUUUUGGAGUUCUACGACGACGUUCUCCCGGAAUUCAGGAACGCAGGGAAAGUUGUCCAGUUCAAGGUGAGCUGCAACUUUGAACCGCAUUUAAGAGGCAAUGUUUAUGUCCAGUAUGAAACUGAGGAUCAGUGCAAAGAGGCUUUCAUGAUGUUUAAUGGACGGUGGUAUGCAGGGAGGCAGAUGCAAUGUGAGUUCUCUCCUGUGACCAAAUGGAAAACAGCCAUAUGUGGACUUUUUGACAGGCGUAAGUGUCCGAAGGGGAAGCACUGUAACUUCCUCCACGUGUUUCAAAACCCGGAUAAUGAAUUCUGGGAAGCAGACCGUGACCUCCUUUCGUCCUCUGAACGUGGUGGAAGCUUCAGCGGAAGGCACAGAGCGCCAUCACAACGUGGCCGUACCCCCGAACAAUCCAGGAGUGCCAGGAGGAGCCACAGCCAAAGAUGGAGGCGGAGCCGGAGUAGAGAGAGGCGGAGUCGGAGCAGAAGCAGAGACAGUCGGAGGGCUCAUCAUUCCCUGAGAAGGGAGAAAGGCUCUUUAAAUGACCGAGACAGGAGAAGCAGAAGCCGUGAGAGACGCAGAUCACGUAGCAGAGGCAGAGAAUCUAAUUCUGAGGGUGGAAGUCACCAUUGGUGUUCAGAAUCGAGAACCAGUAGGAGAUCACAAUCAAACGCCCCUGAAGAAGAAUUUGAAAAUGGCACCAUCAAGAAGAAAAGGAAAAAGAGUAAGAGCAAAAGCCCCAAAAACGGAGACGCUUCCCCAGCUGAUGCAAACACAUCCGUACGCCGGCACAAACGCUCGAAAAAGAGCAAGAAAAAAAAAAAGAGCAAAAAAAAACUCAAGCAAAAGAGGAGUAAAUCCAGCAGCGCCAGCUCUUCUGCAGCUUCCGAGUCAGAGGAAGACAAAGAUGAAGAUGCACCAAAAAAUGAAGAGCAACAAAACAGUGUAAAGGCUGGAGAGGAUGCCCGGAUUGAGGAAAACCUUGUCCUGCUUCACGAGGACAAGGAAAUAAAAUCGAGCACACCUAAAGUCAAUCCUUCCCCUUCUACCGGUAUUGCUCCUGAAACUGGCUCUGAUUCAUGAGUGUAUAGGAAAAGACAUUGCUUUUGUUUUUUUUAGCAAAAUGGUCUCAUCUGUUUUGAUUAUGUAAAUAAAUAUGGUUAUGGCUUCCAACAGAGA